CUUUCUUUUUGAGUUUUGCGACUUGAUUAGUAAAUUAAACUGGCAUUAUCACUGAACAGUUGUUCUAAUAUAUUUUUGUACCCUCACGUACCAAUAACUUUGAUGCCACGCGUCAACACAAACUUGCGUUGUGCACGGCACCGAAGCAUCCACCAUCCUGAUCUGGCUAGGAGCUCCCUUGCAAGCGGUCGUCCAAAUCUAAUUCCCACACUUAAUCAGAAUUCCAUGUAACACCACAUUGCGCUGUACCUAACAGCCGGGCAAAAGCCAAGGCCCUGCAUCACAACCGAAACUUCUCCCCGUCCCUCAACGUCAGCCGUCGGAUCCAUGAACCCCCGUCUCCAACGACGAUCAACCAAUGCACCGCAACGAGGGUCCACGAAUCAUGCGGGCGUGAUAAAAAGCGAUCCCUUCACCUAACGCCGAAUCUUAAUUCCCCUCCUUAUAUAAACCUCGAGGGAAACGAUAGACGCCAACGUCAAGCAUCCCUCCCACCUUGUCUUUCUCCUUCUCCUCCCCUCUCUCCCUCCCACGGCCGAACCAAGGAGGAUACGGAAACCGCCCCCGAUCCCGCCGUUGGCGAUGACCUCGACGGAGGAAGGUGAUCUCCGCGGGAGACUGGCGGAGGACUGGACCCUCUCCCCGCCGCGGCCGAGGCGCUCGCAAUCCCGCCUUCACAACUUCUCCUUCUCGACCCUCAGCUGGGGGCGCCACAAGCUCCUCCGGUGCAUCAACAUCAAGGGAAGCGUUUCCGGCGAGGCCGCUGGAUCGGCGGCCGCCGAGGUGGCACAGCACGACCCCGGGGAGGGCCGGAAGCGCCCGGGCUCCGCCUCAUCCCGGGGGAAAUCUCAGCCCCCGAGGGCUUCGCCGGGAGGGAGCGGCUCCAAGGAGGCCGAUGGAAGAGCAAUGGAGGAAGGGAAGGGGGAGGAGUCCUCCUCUUCUGCUGCAGCGGCGGCGGCGGCGGCGGCGGCGACUGCUGCAGCGGCGGCGGCGGCCAUGAGGCCGUGGAAUCUGAGGACGAGGAGGGCUGCCUGCAAUGCUCCGGCGGAGAAGGGGCGUCCCCGGAACCCUAAUUCGGCUGCGGGGUCGCCGUCUCCGUUGUCUGCCGAGAAGAGCAAGCCGGUGGCCAAGUCGGUCAGACUGAGAUCGGAUGACGCGGGGACAGGGCAGUGGCCCACGUUCUCGAUCUCGCUGUCUCGCAAGGAGAUUGAAGAGGACUUUAUGUUGUUCAAGGGGACGAAGCCCCCUCGGAAGCCUAAGAAGAGGCCUAAGAUGGUUCAGGAGCAGCUGGAUUCGCUUUUGCCUGGUUUGUGGCUAUCCGAGAUCACUCCGAAUUCAUACAAAAUUCAUGCAAGUAAGAGGCCGUGAACGAAGCAAGGGUUUUUUCGUGAAGAAAGCUUCCAGGGUUUUUAACUGCUGACUAUUACUUUAGUCCGGUGACCAUGGUUAGGGCGAUUUUGUAGCACAUCAUAUUGAUCUGUAAAUUGAAAGUUUAAAUAAAAUGUUUAAAGUUUGCAUGUUUAUCUGCGAGGCAUGUUUGUUUCUUUACAUUAUUGUCUAAUUUAAAUUUCUUAUUUUAUUUUA
This is a messenger RNA of Phoenix dactylifera (date palm), 1584 nucleotides long. RefSeq lists its product as uncharacterized. NCBI's taxonomy places the organism in Eukaryota, Viridiplantae, Streptophyta, Magnoliopsida, Arecales, Arecaceae. The record is from RefSeq and is a predicted model, not a curated record.